Microtus oregoni (creeping vole) is the source of this 1665-nucleotide messenger RNA. RefSeq names its product cell division cycle 37, HSP90 cochaperone (gene Cdc37). Bases 108 to 1247 code for a protein of 379 amino acids. The transcript has 7 exons. Gene Ontology annotation, cellular component: cytoplasm. The record is from RefSeq and is a predicted model, not a curated record. Gene Ontology annotation, molecular function: protein kinase binding; protein-folding chaperone binding; heat shock protein binding. Gene Ontology annotation, biological process: protein folding; protein stabilization. NCBI's taxonomy places the organism in Eukaryota, Metazoa, Chordata, Mammalia, Rodentia, Cricetidae.
GCGGAAGGGGCGGGGCUCCGCGAGCGGACUCUCUAUCCCUUGUGGGUCCCUGUUCAGCGCCCGGCCGUGUGUAGAGCCGGGAGCCAAUCCGGGCCUCCGAGGCGAAGAUGGUGGACUACAGCGUUUGGGAUCAUAUCGAGGUGUCGGACGAUGAGGACGAGACGCACCCCAACAUCGACACGGCCAGCCUCUUCCGCUGGCGGCACCAGGCCCGAGUGGAGCGCAUGGAGCAGUUUCAGAAGGAGAAGGAGGAACUGGACCGGGGCUGCCGUGAAUGCAAACGCAAGGUAGCUGAGUGCCAGCGCAAGCUGAAGGAGCUGGAAGUGGCGGAGGGCAGUGGCCAAGUGGAGCUUGAGCGUCUGCGAGCUGAGGCACAGCAGCUGCGCAAGGAGGAGCGAAGCUGGGAGCAGAAGCUGGAGGACAUGCGCAAGAAGGAGAAGAGCAUGCCCUGGAACGUGGACACCCUCAGCAAAGAUGGCUUCAGCAAGAGCAUGGUCAAUACCAAGCCUGAGAAGGCAGAGGAGGACUCAGAGGAGGCGAGAGAGCAGAAGCACAAGACCUUCGUUGAGAAGUACGAAAAACAAAUCAAACAUUUUGGCAUGCUCCACCGCUGGGAUGACAGCCAGAAGUACCUGUCGGACAACGUCCACCUGGUGUGCGAGGAGACCGCCAACUACUUGGUGAUCUGGUGCAUCGACCUGGAAGUGGAGGAGAAGUGUGCGCUGAUGGAACAGGUGGCUCACCAGACCAUGGUGAUGCAGUUCAUCCUGGAGUUAGCCAAGAGCCUGAAGGUCGACCCCCGCGCCUGCUUCCGGCAGUUUUUCACCAAGAUCAAGACCGCCGACCACCAGUACAUGGAGGGCUUCAAGUAUGAACUGGAGGCCUUUAAGGAGCGUGUUCGGGGCCGCGCCAAGCUGCGUAUAGAGAAGGCCAUGAAGGAAUAUGAGGAGGAGGAGCGCAAGAAGAGGCUGGGCCCUGGUGGCCUGGACCCCGUGGAGGUCUACGAGUCCCUGCCCGAGGACCUGCAGAAAUGCUUUGAUGUGAAGGACGUGCAGAUGCUGCAAGACGCCAUCAGCAAGAUGGAUCCUACUGAUGCCAAGUAUCACAUGCAACGUUGCAUCGAUUCUGGCCUCUGGGUCCCCAACUCCAAGUCUGGUGAGGCCAAGGAGGGGGAGGAGGCGGGCCCCGGGGACCCAUUGCUGGAAGCCGUCCCCAAAGCGGGCAACGAGAAAGACAUCAGUGCGUGACCUGCCCCAGCCACUGCCACUGGCCUGCAGGCCUCUGUGGGCCCUUCUCCAGAAAAGGAAACCUAGACACCAUGUUCCUAGCUCCUGACUUCCUUCACUUCUGCUGCCCCUCACAUCCCAACCCUUGGCUUGCCCCAUGUCCCCUCUCCUCCAGCCUGUCCCCAGCACUCAUCAGACUUCCUGCUUCGGGUUGAGGGGCUCUACUGUCUUCAGCCCCUCCCCCCAUCAGCAUUAUGCCAAAGUCCUGGGGGUCUGGGGAGGGGCAACAGUUGCCAGAUUGGUCCACUGGGUUGGGUAUACACAUGUCCCCAGAUGGGCAGGGUCUGUCCCUAUGGAUCUGUGAUCACUGUUUUUCUUCUGUCUAGCUUUCUAUCCUGCAACUGGCAACAAUGUCUAAUAAACAGUUCCAGGUGCUGGA